Onychostruthus taczanowskii (white-rumped snowfinch) is the source of this 2509-nucleotide messenger RNA. Its product is annotated as ectonucleoside triphosphate diphosphohydrolase 8-like. Gene Ontology annotation, cellular component: plasma membrane. Lineage: Eukaryota; Metazoa; Chordata; Aves; Passeriformes; Passeridae. The transcript is spliced from 8 exons. The record is from RefSeq and is a predicted model, not a curated record. Gene Ontology annotation, molecular function: GDP phosphatase activity; UDP phosphatase activity. Bases 310 to 1662 code for a protein of 450 amino acids. Gene Ontology annotation, biological process: nucleoside diphosphate catabolic process.
GAAGGGAGAGGCAGGGUACAGCCAGGGAGGGAGCAGGCAGGGAGCAGGCAGGCCGGGGCCGGGUGUCCGGUGAGGGCAGCGGCAGCCCCGAGCUCCCCGCUCUUUCCGCCCGCGGCAGCGCCCAGAGCCCGCCCCGGCCGGGGCCGGACCCGGACGUCCGAGAGCGGCUCAGCUUCGCUUUCGCUUCGAUCUGCUCUGCCGGGGCGGCGUGGGCCCGGGGCCGGCGGGGAACGAACGGGCUGUGGCCCGAUCGCCGCCCCACGGAGGGACGGAGAGGGCUCCGGGCACAGGCCUCCCCAGAGCCCAUAGAUGUCUCCGCGCCUGCUCCGGGCGGUGGGCUGGUGCUCGGCGGCCGUGCUGGGACUGCUGACGGUGGUCGUCUUCGUCCUAGUCCUGGUCCCGGCCAAGGAUGCUGUCCUUCCUACCAGAAUCAAAUACGGUCUGGUGUUUGAUGCUGGCUCCACACACACGUCCCUCUACAUCUACCGGUGGCCCGCAGACAAGGAGAAUGACACCGGCAUUGUGUCCCAGGUGGAAGCCUGCUCUGUGUCUGGUGAGUGCCAGGAUCUGCCCUCCCUCUCUCCCAGCCUCCUGGGGGUAAAACAGGGAGCCAGGAGCACGUGGAAGGUGCCCCUGGGGCCCCAAACUCCUUGCGGGAAGGGAGUGGGAGUGCCUGCAGUUCAGCCUAACCCUCGCUGCGUGUUGGGCCAGUUCUCGUUUGCAGAGAAGUGGGAACAUCCCCAGGACGCCGAGGUUCUGGGAGCUCUGGACCUUGGCGGUGCCUCGACGCAGAUCACCUUCCAGCCCGGGGUCCCCAUAGAGGACAGGAACACGUCCGUGUUCUUCCGGCUCUACGGCACCAACUACUCCCUGUACAGCCACAGCUACCUGUGCUACGGGCAGAGCCAGGCCCUGAAGAUGCUGCUGGCAGCUCUGCACCAGGCCAGCUCGAGUGCCCAGAUCCUUCACCCCUGCUACCCGCAGGGGUACCAGGAGAACAUCACCGUGGCAGAGCUCUACGACAGCCCCUGCGUGCGUGCGCCAAGCUCAGCCAGCCCUGGCCCUGUCCUCACGGUGACGGGGACAGGGGACCCAGCCGCGUGUGGCACGGCCGUCCGGAGACUCUUCAACUUCAGCUGCAGGGCGCGGGGGCCGUGCGGGUUCAAUGGGGUCUAUCAGCCCCCCGUGCGGGGACAGUUCUUCGCCUUCUCGGGGUUUUAUCACAGCCUUCACUUUCUGAACCUGACAGGAGGGCAGUCCCUGAGCAUGGUCAAUGCCACCAUCAGGCAGAUAUGCAACAGCAGCUGGAGACAGGUGCAGGAGUUGUUCCCCAGGGCAAGCAGAACCCAGCUCCGUGAUGCCUGCGCAGCCAGCUCCUACACCCUCACCCUCCUUCUGCAAGGCUACAAAUUCAACGUCACAACAUGGCCUAGCAUCCACUUCAUCCGGCAGGUUGCUAACGUAGAGGUGGGCUGGACUCUGGGCUACAUGCUCAAUCUCACCAACAUGAUCCCCUCGGAGCCUCCCACAGCAGUCACAGAGCUCCCGAGAAGCAUCUGGAUAGCAGCCACAGUUCUGCUGGCCAUCAUGCUCAUCCUCACCUUCUGCCUGCUCACAGCCACUUGCUGCCACAGAAACUCCUCGGGCUAUGAGCAGCUGUAACAGCGCUGCCUCCAGAGGCUGCCAGGCCACAAGUCCUGCUGCCACACCUCUGCAAGGAGCUGCAUCACCCCUGUGUGCCCAGGGGCCACGGACUUGUCCUGGGGGGCCCUGAGUCCUGGCCUGGUGAGCUGGAACUGGCACAGCUGUAAAACACCCUCCCCAUAGCUGUGUGCUCUCUGGCUCUCCUUUCCCUGCAGUCCAGGAGGGAGGGCUUGGCCAUGUGGGGCAGGGGCUCAGCACUGGGGCCUGGGGACCACCGACUGAGGGGGUCUGGCAGCAGUGGGACUGUCACAGAGCUGGUUACAGCCCACAGCAGAAACCCUGGGUGGGACACACACGUCCUGCCCCAUCCCAUGGCCAGUGCCAGUCCCAGGGGCCGUGGCUUUGGGGAUGUUUGGGGCGCUGGCCUGGUAGACAGGGCUCUGCCUAGGACUGGGAAACCCUGUGAGGGGGGGAUGGCACAGCUCCCUCCUGUCCUGCAUGAGGUUCCUCUCCAGUCCAGCUGCACCCCAUGCCCCAUGCCUGGCAGACAGGUCAUCCUCCCUUUCCAACACAGGGUGACUUGGCAACACUGCUGGGUCAUGGCAGAGGCAACUCCCAGGGCCCCCCAUACAUUUUUUGAGAGUCCUAUUGGCAGCCAAGUGAUGGGUGAGUUGAGACACCUCCUCAGAGAAGGAAAAGGCCUGUCCUUGUGCCCUGUUGGCUCCACUCUGAGGUCCAGCAGACACCUCAGUGUCUGCAGGGACACCUCCCAUAGAUUCAUUGCCUCACCCCUGAGUCUCUGUCAUCACCAGUCCUUACUUGGGAGACAGAAGUAAUAAAGUCACAACAAUUUGGGAGCAGAGUA